AUUUAGACCUAUACUCAUGUAACCAUUAUAUUAUUUUGGUUUGUUUUAUAGCGUUAUCGUCUAUCCGACUAUCUUCUAAAUACAAUUGUGUAUUUGUAUGUGACACCGUGGUUAAUUUGACGACGAUUAUUGUUGAUAAAUGAUUAUAUAAAUUCCUUCAUCUCCGGAGUCGGGGACACGUCGAGUCGUGAACUGCGUAGUGCGUAGGUCGUAGGACAGCAGUCAGCAGCCGAUUUAAUGUUACGUCGUUUUAAUUGUAAAUGAUAAUAACUGUUUCGUUAAUCGUUCACUUAAAUACUUAAUAUACAAUAAACUCGAUGGGAAUUCUAGACUUAAAAGUGAUUUAAAAUGAAUUAUACCGUAAUUGUUCUAUAGUUUUUACAUACAUUCUGCCGCAAUUGUUUUUUGAUAUUCUUAAAUUUAAAAAUGGGAGGCAAAGGAUCCAAACAUGAUCGUGUUAUAGAUCCAUUAACCUUCGACGAAAAUGAUGCUAUCGAUAAAUUGAUGAACUACAAAGAAAUUAUUUCUUUGGACGAGCUAUUACACAGGUGGAAUUCAUACUUAACUCAUAACAUGAACAGUCAUAUUAAACAAUUGUUUGCGACCAACAAACCGUGUCGACAGCGAGUGGUGCAUGUCUACCGAUGUUUAUCAACCUGUGAAAUGUACCAUGAAUCUUACCUAAAAAUAAUGUCUAUUGUACUUGCGAAAUCAAAUAUUGAACGAUAUACAAUUGAUCUUUUGGAAACUAUAAAUCUAUGUUUAAAGGAUACUGAUGAGUACGCUUACUGGAUCAGAAUUGGUGCUAAAGCACACACCAUUCUUCAACUUUCAUCUCAACUGUCUAAAGACGGUUUAACAGGUGAUAUUGCUGCAUGGGUCCGAGGCAACACCCUUCUUGGACUAUUGCAUAGAGCUCUGGUUACUACACUUUACUCAGUGCCACGUAAACUGGAUUUACUUCCAGCUAUUAGUAUAAGCCAAAAGUACAUACAGUCAUUCAAAACUAUUUUAGAUCUUGGAUGGAUAAUGUUCAUAAAACAUAGUUUACCGGCUGAUUGUCAAGAUAAUUGGAGAUUAUUGUUUUCAACUACUUCACACGGCGAGAGCUUCCAAUCACUCAGUGCUGCCAUAAUUGACCAAGGAAGUACAAUUUUAAUUUUAAAAGAUAAUUCUGGUAAUAUAUUUGGAGGAUACGCUUCACAAUCGUGGCUAUUGAAACCUAAAUUUUAUGGAGAUUCCAGUUGUUUUGUCUUCUCGUUAUAUCCAAAUUUGAAUAUAUGUGCUUCUUCUGGACAUAAUGAGAAUUAUAUGUACAUGAAUAGUGGCCAGCAUACACUGCCAAAUGGCAUAGGGAUGGGAGGACAAUUUGGCUAUUGGGGACUAUGGAUUGAUUCAGAGUAUGGCAUUGGCAAAAGUAGUCCUUCGUGUUCAACAUUUAAUGAUUAUUCAAUGUUAUCAGCUAACAAAGAUUUCACAAUUGAUUCAUUAGAAAUAUGGUGUGUUAAAGAAAAACCUAAACUAGAUGAUGAAGAGGAAGAAAGAAAACUCACUUCAGGUAGAGAUGAAUGGGAUAUGAAUCUAUUGGAAAUGGCUGGACGCCAAAAAUACUCUGAUGGAUUUAGAGAUGAAGAUGAAGUUAAAUGAUUACCAAUGACCAAGACCAAUGUUCAAUUAUGUUAUUAGUUUAACUUGACUCAAAUGAUAACAGUUUUUAGUUUAAUAAAUCACAUUUUUGCUUUGUCAUAAUAAAUAUCUGAUGUUUGAUUAUUAUUUUAUUUUUUAGUUUGUUUUACUUUUUUUAAUUGAGCAAGUAUUGUUUAUUUAUUAAUUUUAAACCAUAAAUACAUAUUUCUAAAAUAA
Messenger RNA from Myzus persicae (green peach aphid), 1863 nucleotides. RefSeq names its product TLD domain-containing protein 1. NCBI's taxonomy places the organism in Eukaryota, Metazoa, Arthropoda, Insecta, Hemiptera, Aphididae. The transcript has a single exon. The coding region runs from base 427 to 1647 and encodes 406 amino acids. The record is from RefSeq and is a predicted model, not a curated record.